Molecule: messenger RNA, 1243 nt
Organism: Racocetra persica
Lineage: Eukaryota; Fungi; Glomeromycota; Glomeromycetes; Diversisporales; Gigasporaceae
Source: the annotation of a GenBank genome assembly
CAUACGAAUUCCUCUCAAGAAAGUUACUUACCAUUAACUGAAAAAUUAGAUCAAAUUACUAACUCACGGGUUCUAGCUAAUACUACAAAAUCUAUUGAGAAAUGGGUUAAUGUACUUAGAAACUGGCUUGGUGUACGGCAACUUAAAAGUGGAAAAGAAUAUUCACCUUCUUCUCUGAAAAAUGCAUUAAUCCUAUUAAGUCAAUGGAUCUAUAAUGCACAAGCUGGCCCUACUAAAUUUAAAUUAUCACACAAAGACGAUUUUAGAAAUUUGUGGAAUACACUAGAUGGCAAAAUGAAACAGUUAAAACGAAAUGGAAUUAUUCCACAACAUCAUGAUCCAUUAACUGAGGAAGAGAUUACUCUUAUAUUUAACCAUCCGAAAGUAUCAGCAUCGCAUGCUCAAGGGUUACAAUAUCGAGUAUUUAUGUGGAUGUGUAUGCUUUGUGCACCACGGGGUGGUGAGCACGGCCAAAUAAAAGUUUCUCAAUUUAAAUUUCUUCCUGAUAGUGGAAUUAUUUUUACAAAGUGGUCUCAGAAAAAUGAUCAAGAAGGGUUAGAUGAUAAUGGUAAUGCAACUAGUAUUCCAAUUCCACCAGAUCCUCUUGGAAAAUGUGGACCCGUUCAUGAUAUUCAUCUCUAUUUUUCUAAACGACCUGAUAAUUGUGCUUCGCCAAAUUUGCAUCUUCAAUUGGCAAAAAAUCCGAUUGGAGAUAUCUGGUACAAAGAUAAAAGACUUGGUGAUCAUUCGAUUAAUACUAUGCUAAGGCAGAUUUGCGAAUCCUGUGAAAUUAAUAUUGAAAGCCGAAAUAUAGUCAAUCAUUCAGGUCAUACUACUUCAAUUACACAUUUAUAUCAACUCGGAACACCUAAUUCAACUUUAAUGUCAAUUACUGGGCAUAAAAGUGAAAGCUCUGUUAGAAUUUAUUCACACCCUUCUGAACAGCAAAAAAAAGAUUGUUUAUCUGCAAUAAUUAAUUCUAGCAUUAAUAAUGUUGAGACCAGUCCAAAUGUACAAACAAUUGAACCGAAUAAUCAAGAUAAUGAAGAUCUGACUGAACCAAACAUACAUACUAUUGAACUAAGUGAUCAAAAUGUUAAAGAAUCGACGAAUCUUGAUUUUCAAACCCGUACACCGUUAUCAGCUAUUCAAACCAGCACUGUUAAUCAAACCCGCCCUGGUAUUUAUGGUCCCGGAAACCUUCAUCCUAAUGCAUUCAAAAAAAAUCCAACACUUGGGGGCC